AUGACGAGGCUCGCCAUCAUCCCGCGCCAGACCCCAGAGCUACUGUCUGCAUUUGCGAGACUCGGGCUAGCUGGCACUCCUAGAGCCAUCCGCGCUGCCCCAAUCGCAGGACCUUCUUCGCGACCAUCCUGCUCGAACCCAUCGUCUGCUCGGAGAUUUACCACCACGUCUCCCACGCGGCUCGCCACAGAAGCUGCCGAGCCCAUUGUUCCAGCACCUGCGGCCGUCGAAGGAGUGCCCGCUGCUGCUCCAUCUGCCACAUGGACCUCACAGUCUCGUCGGGUGGGACUUAUUGCUCGCAAGCGUGGAAUGGUCACCUACUUUCUACCCACUGGUCAGGCCGUGCCAUGCACUGUCUUGCAGAUCGAUGACUGCCAAGUGUCAGCGCACAUAGGCUUUCCCCCUACUAAGCCACACCCAACCGACGAUGAGAAGGGUCAGCCGAUGAAGAUUCCAAAGCUCGCUCCUUACACUGCACUUCAGAUUGCUGCUGGAGAGGUGACGAGUCGGAUAGGCAUCGGCAAGAGUGUCAAGGGUCACUUGGCAAAGGCUGGUAUCAAGACGAAGAAGAGGGUGCUCAAGGAGUUCAAGAUCACCAGAGAUGCUCUUUUACCUUUGGGUACGACGCUCUCUGCAGCUCACUUUGUCCCAGGUCAAGAUGUCGACGUCUCGUGUACAGCGCGGGGCAAGGGUUUCCAGGGUGCCAUGAAGCGUCACGGCUUCCACGGUCUGCGAGCAUCGCACGGUGUCUCUAUCUCUCAUCGUUCGCAUGGUUCGACUGGUCAAAACAGUGAUCCAUCGCGAGUCUGGCCUGGUCAAAAGAUGGCAGGAAGAAUGGGAGGAAAGAGGGCUACGGUACACAAUCUCAAGGUACUGAGGGUGGACCUGGAUCGCGAGCUGAUCUUGGUGAAGGGCCCAUUGCCUGGUCCGGAUGGAGGUGUGGUGGAGGUGACGGAUGCGAGAAGGUCGCUGGUAUGGAAGGCGGCCAAGAAGAACAAGAAGCAAGGCUUGGAGGGUGCAGAGGCGCUGCCCGAGGGUAUUGAUGCCUUGCCAUUCCCAGCUGGUACAAAGGAGAUGAAGGCUGGCCUACCAAGCAUCAUCGAGUGGACUGGAGCCCCUGCCACAGCAGCUUAG
This is a messenger RNA of Microstroma glucosiphilum, 1134 nucleotides long. Its product is annotated as translation protein. Bases 1 to 1134 code for a protein of 377 amino acids. Gene Ontology annotation, cellular component: mitochondrial large ribosomal subunit; ribosome. NCBI's taxonomy places the organism in Eukaryota, Fungi, Basidiomycota, Exobasidiomycetes, Microstromatales, Microstromataceae. Gene Ontology annotation, molecular function: structural constituent of ribosome. The record is from RefSeq and is a predicted model, not a curated record. The transcript has 2 exons. Gene Ontology annotation, biological process: translation.